This is a messenger RNA of Haliotis rufescens (red abalone), 1867 nucleotides long. RefSeq lists its product as uncharacterized. Bases 300 to 1394 code for a protein of 364 amino acids. The record is from RefSeq and is a predicted model, not a curated record. NCBI's taxonomy places the organism in Eukaryota, Metazoa, Mollusca, Gastropoda, Lepetellida, Haliotidae. The transcript has 2 exons.
UUUCCUGUUCUGUGUCAAUGAGCAAUGGUUAUACACACGAUGGUAGUAUCAAAUUCCAUGUCCCUUGCACUCCGUCACAGGUGGAAUAACAUGCAGCUUGUUAAUUGCGAGUCUUUGAAAGGCAUUCAGAAGUGAUACACAGAGGGAAGAGAAAUUCACGGAUGUCAACUUCUUUACUAUGAGGAACACAACGUUUCGGAGGAUAUACUUACUCCUUCAUCAGAAGCGUCUCAAUGCCUGACUGCUCCCACAGCCCAGCAGCGUGUCGGACAGACGUAUGACUGUCAAGGUGAAGGACGAUGGAUGGGGUCAAGACCUACCGCCUCCCAAACAUCCCCCCCAGUUGUCCAGCUGUUCCGAGAGUCCCCUCUGUCCGCCCAACCGUGACCAGCGUCAGCUCGUGCAUCAUCGAUACCCCCCGCGAUGACGGCCAGAGCCACCGAGAGAGCCUCUGGUCAUUCCAGAAACAACACCGGGGAGUGAAAGGUCAAGGUGACGUCCUUCCCAACAUUCCUUUCCGGUUAAGGUCAACUGAGAUUGAAGGUCAAGGUGACGCGACUCUUCUUGAUAGUUUCAUGAGUGGAACGUUCAUGGACGGUUCGCUGAUGCGGCAGCUGACUCGGACACGGACUAAUUUACACAGCACUGAUGCGAUCCCGUCCCUCAAGGGCGAGAUGGGCUUGUUCGGGAAGGGAAUCAACAUACCGUUAACCAAAUCACUGAGAUUAUGUUCGAGGGAGAAGCGCAAAAGUCGCAACCAUAGUUCUGGAUUCGUCACAGACAGGCUUCCACGCAUGCCAGGUUACAACGAGGUUUGUGAUGGCGUCAAGAAGACGUCAUCCUUGUUAGACGUACGUCAGGACACCGGUGAUAGGCCGCCAUCGAAUAUAAGUGACGGUAGUAGUUUAUUUGUUGACGUUAACUCCGACAAUGUCGGCCACACUACACACACCUCCAUAGACACCCGCAGGACCCUCGCCGACAUUCUCAACCGGCAUGACAAUUCCCUCUACCAGGACCUCAGCCGGAAGGCAUCAGAGAGCUCCGGUGCCACAUUGUGUCAAACAGUUAAGACAAGUGUUUCUGAUUCCGGGACUAAUAAACAAUGGAUCAACAAAUUUGAAAUGAAAAUUGUUGACGGCAAUGCUUAUGACAACUUCGCCCGGACUCGCAAGCCCGACGGUGACAAAGACACGACAAAGGGGGAUUCCAAAUCUGUUAAACGACCUUACAAUCAGCGAUCGUCUGACCUUGAACUCUUUAAGCCUUCCGAGGUCAAAGGUAACACUCAGAAAGACGGAAGCCCAGUCCGUAAAAUAGCUGUCACGGCAAACAAAACAACGAAACACACAAAGCUGAGAUUAUCGUUGUCAAAUAGUAGAUCGAGUGAAUAAAAUAUUUUCGUGACUUUAUUUGUGGGUGGAAUGUGUCGACAUGACACACUCACAUGGACUGUGUGCUCAGCGCAGCGGAUGGUGUUGCCGAGUUUGGAGGUCUUUAAGUCAGGUAAUAUACUGACAUAAUACUGGUCAUAAGACCGCAAUAUCACAUACGAAUCUUCAGGACGAUUAUCAAAACCCGGGCAUCCCUCGCACCUCGGUCGUUUGGUAGGUGCACUUACAACUCAUCAUUCAACAAAGCUGUGGAAAAAAGAGAGUUUUAUACUGCCGGUUACAAUUGUUUCUUAUUCCCAACUUUGUCUGUCUAUAUGGUACAUCUUUGUUCAAACAGAUAACGGUACAUAAAGUCACGUUCUCUGCAUACCUCCACAGAGCCUCAGUUUAUAAAUAUAUGUCACCAAAGUUGAUAUGGCAGUUAAAAAGUUGUUUUUUUCACUUUUGAAUAAAAAAAUGCAUGGUUUCCGUGG